UUUAGAAAUCUAGGUCUGCUUAUAGGAAAAAGCUAGUUCCAAAUUGCUUGAAAAUUGAAUAAUUAGGAUAAAAAUGUACAUGAUUCAGCUAUUUCUUUUUAUUGCUCCCCUAGUUCUUUCCUCCAGAAUUGGCCAAGACUAUUCAUCAUUUGAUUCUGCAUCUCCAGAACCAAAAUCAAGAUUCGCUAUGUUAGAUGAUGUAAAAAUUUUAGCCAAUGGCCUCCUUCAGUUGGGGCACGGUCUUAAAGACUUUGUCCAUAAGACUAAGGGCCAAAUUAAUGACAUAUUUCAAAAACUUAACAUAUUUGAUACAUCUUUUUAUAACCUAUCACUGCAAACCAAUGAGAUUAAAAAAGAAGAAAAGGAACUUAGAAGAACUACAUCCAAGCUACAAGUCAAAAAUGAAGAAGUGAAGAAUAUGUCUCUUGAACUCAACUCAAAACUUGAAAGCCUCUUGGAAGAAAAAUUUCUACUUCAACAAAAAGUGAGAUAUUUGGAGGAACAAUUAACUAAUUUAAUUCAAAAUCAACCUGAAAUUCAGGAGUACCCAGAGGUAACAUCACUUAAAACUUUUGUAGAACAGCAAGACAAUAAUAUCAAAGACCUCCUCCAGACCAUGGAAAAACAAUACAGACAAUUAAACCAACAGCAUAAUCAAAUAAAAGAAAUAGAAAAUCAGCUGAGAAGGACUAGUAUUCAGGAACCCACAGAAAAGUCUCUUUAUUCCAAGCCAAGAGCACCAAGAACUACUCCAUCUCUUCAGAUGAAAGAAACAAAAAACGUAGAAUAUGAUGGCAUUCCUGCUGAUUGUACCACCAUUUAUAACAGAGGUGAACAUACUAGUGGCAUGUAUGCCAUUAGACCCAGCAACUCUCAAGUUUUUAAUGUCUACUGUGAUGUUAAAUCAGGUAGUUCAUGGACAUUAAUUCAACAUCGAAUAGAUGGAUCACAAAAUUUCAAUGAAACUUGGGAGAACUACAAAUAUGGUUUUGGGAGGCUUCAUGGAGAGUUCUGGUUGGGCCUAGAGAAGAUAUAUGCCAUAGUGAGACAAUCAAAUUAUAUUUUACGAAUUGAGCUAGAAGACUGGAAAGACAACAAGCAUUAUAUUGAAUAUUCUUUUCAUUUGGGAAAUCAUGAAACCAACUAUACGCUAUCUCUAGUUGAGAUUACUGGCAAUGUCCCCAGCACAUUCCCAGAACACAAAGAACUGGUGUUUUCUACAUGGGAUCACAAAGCAAAAAGACAUCUCAACUGUCCGGAAAGUUACUCAGGAGGCUGGUGGUGGCAUGACGUAUGUGAGGAAAACCACCUAAAUGGGAAAUACAACAAACCAAGAGCAAAGACUAAGCCAGAAAGGAGAAGAGGAAUAUGUUGGAAAUCUCAGAAUGGAAAGUUAUAUUCUAUCAAAUCAACCAAAAUGUUGAUCCAUCCAUCAAAUCUGGAAAGAUUUGAAUGAAUUGAGGCAAAUUAAAGUCAAUAAAUUACACAUAAAUUCAGCCUAAAUUACUGUGGUUUAAUAAUCUGGUAUUAAAUCAAAAAAGAAGACUUGAAAAUAGUUUUUUAUUUUAAGGUAACUGUCAAUUUAAGAUUAAAUCUGUUAUCACACCAUCUCCAAGAAUCCACUUAUCUUCCUCAACCAAAAUUUGUGUGAUGCCAUUUUUUUAAAUAUUUUGUGAUGUGGAAAUCAAUUGUAGAUGGUCAAACUCUAAAUGAUAACCAAUGGGUAAAUUUUUAAAUAACAUUUUAAAAUAAAAAAUAUGAUAAAAGACUUAUUUUAAGAGUCAGCUGGGGGCUGAUUUCACAACUCCCUAGUUUAAAGAAACUAGUUUUCUUGCUAAAAUUCUAAACUUGAAUAAAUACAAAGGACUGAUAAUUGUAAAGUUGUUAAAUUCUGUAAUAGUGUUAAUUUUAAAACUAGAAUUCAAUCAGUUCAGGAGAACAUAUGAAAAUCUAUAAUGAAUUUUAAAACAGAAGUUUCAUUUUACUAUAAAAUAAUCUAAAGAAAAUAUUUGAUAUACUUUAUGAAGUCAAAUGAAACAGUACGAAAUUCUGUAUUGAAGUAGGUUCAAUGUCCUUUUAAACAAAUGCAGUAGAUAAUGAUUAUUAAGUCAUAUUGACUUUAAUAUCCGGUAUCACUAUAUCUAAACAUAGUUAACUUAUCUAUACUGUAUGCAUUUCAUGUUUUAACAUUUAAUACUGUAAAAACAAAUCAUUUUAAAGUGAUCAUCUCAGACUAUAAUAAGAAUGAAUGUAUUCACAGUAUCAAAUUGAAGUUUAAUAAUACUUUAUUCUCCCUGGACAUGGUGUGGGUCUAAUAAUUUUUUGUAGGUUUUCAAGUAAAAUUAAAAAUCAUAAAGAAUUGAAUGUUUUAAACAGCC
Molecule: messenger RNA, 2378 nt
Organism: Choloepus didactylus (southern two-toed sloth)
Lineage: Eukaryota; Metazoa; Chordata; Mammalia; Pilosa; Megalonychidae
Gene: ANGPTL3
Product: angiopoietin like 3
Exons: 7
Coding region: 74-1456 (460 amino acids)
Biological process (GO): phospholipid homeostasis; phospholipid catabolic process; cholesterol homeostasis
Source: RefSeq, a predicted model, not a curated record